Molecule: messenger RNA, 1305 nt
Organism: Kwoniella shivajii
Lineage: Eukaryota; Fungi; Basidiomycota; Tremellomycetes; Tremellales; Cryptococcaceae
Exons: 7
Coding region: 1-1305 (434 amino acids)
Biological process (GO): lipid homeostasis; nuclear envelope organization
Cellular component (GO): nuclear envelope; nuclear membrane
Source: RefSeq, a predicted model, not a curated record
AUGGACGAAGACACCUUCACGUACGAACCCCGCGAUAAAUCGGGUCCGAUGGACGUGGAUUCAGGUUACGAUACUUCUCGAUUGGACGUUUUCAACUACGUUGGGAUGGGAUCAGGUGAAGAUGGACCUGCUAGGAAACGUCUGCACAGCGAGCUAGGUCGAGCUAUACCUUUCAGCCCUCAGCCCCGACCCGGUUUCGCUCACUUUAGCAAUCCAGCUGCCAAUUCUGCGCCUCUCCUACUAGCAGCGCAGAAUACACCUCUCAAAGCUCCCUAUUAUGAUCCUUCUCACUGGAUCAAUAGUGCUCCUAGGACACCUGCAGCUGCGAGCUUGGCGACUCAAGACGUCGAUAUGGAUAGUCCAGCUAGAGGGUUAUCGACCCCUGUCAAAUAUACCGAAAGUCCCUUGAAAAGCAGUAGUAAAGAAGCGAGAGUGGAAGAUGAGAAAGAAAACUAUAACGAGGACGACACGAAGGAAGAUCGCCAUGAACAACCGAGAAAAUUCGCCAAAGGUGCUGUUACCAGAACGAACAAAAAAAGAGAGAAAGCAAGAAAAGAACAAGUCAGAAAUGGGGAGGUCGUAUCUGUCAGACACAGUGAUGCAUCGACACCCACCUGGUCAAAAUCAGAGCAUCACUAUAAUGUACACAUGACACCGCCAGCCAUGAGACAUUCUGAGAUACCUGCUCUGCUUUUAGCAUAUCUACAAUUCGUUGUCAAUGCCGCUAUCGUUUUCUUCUGCCUCUACCUGGGUUUGCAAUUUGUUCUAACAGUAAGAAGAGAUGUUAAAGAUAAAAUGCAAGAACACUCUGUCGAGAUACUGCAGGAGAUUGCGGAAUGUACGACUCUAUAUCUAACGAAUCGAUGCGAUCCUGUUCUCCGUGUACCAGCAAUGGAAGCACCUUGUAAAGCGUGGGAUGCGUGUAUGAAUCGAGAUCCAACGAUGGUGGGUAGAAUCAAUAUCAUCGCGGAGACGUUUGCGGGAGUCAUAAAUAGCUUCGUAGAUCCAAUAAGCUGGAAAACAAUGAGCUUUACCCUUGUGACAUUGUCAUUCCUGAUCAUUCUUACCAACUCGGCUUUGUUCAAUCUCCGGGCGAAGGCAUCACAUCAUGAACCAUCGCCAUCACCAAAUAAUUACUGGCCACCACACGGCCAAUUCAUGCCUCAGCUCCCACCUCAUAUACCACAUCCCCAGCAACAUAUGCUAGCUCCACACCAAAGCAAUCCAAUAACACCCAGUGGUCAACAAGAUCAGAGGCAGAUUGGCUGGGCAGGAGGAGAAGAAAAGAAGAAAGGUUGGUGGUGA